This is a messenger RNA of Aspergillus ibericus CBS 121593, 1070 nucleotides long. RefSeq names its product flavin-linked sulfhydryl oxidase. Bases 221 to 889 code for a protein of 222 amino acids. Gene Ontology annotation, cellular component: mitochondrion. The record is from RefSeq and is a predicted model, not a curated record. The transcript has 2 exons. Gene Ontology annotation, molecular function: flavin adenine dinucleotide binding; flavin-dependent sulfhydryl oxidase activity. Lineage: Eukaryota; Fungi; Ascomycota; Eurotiomycetes; Eurotiales; Aspergillaceae.
AUCAUCCACUAUCCGGGGAGAGAAUUUGGGAUUUUGUUCCAGGAAAGGAUCGCGGAGACCCAUUCCUCAUAUCCUGUAACCGCACAGGACAUUCCGAAGUCGUGUACAUAUCUACUCAUCGCGAAUUGACUAACAUACUACUACUGCUACUACUUCUCUCGAACGAACCCGAAUACCCUCACCACCAUACCACCAGAUACACACACCUACACCAGACACAAUGUCAGAGUCGAAUUACCCCCCUCCUGCAGAUACGCAGAAACACCUCUUUAUCCAUCAACAACAACCCGCUACAGCCUCCUCUUCCACUACCCAACCAGCAGCAGCAACAGCAGGAACAAAAGAUGACUCCGUCCCCGCGGGCAUGACCAAACUCCCCAACGGCGUCAUCCUCGACAAAGACGGGAAACCAUGCCGUCUCUGCACCUCCGCCGCCUCCUGGCGCGCCCUAACCAAACAAGCCAAAUCGACCCCCACCACCAAUCCCUCCACCCAAACACCAGCAACAACAACAACCACCACCCCAGCCACCUACACCGACUGUCCUCCCGACUCCGAAGCCCUGGGCCGCUCCACCUGGACCUUUCUCCACUCCCUCACAGCCUCAUACCCGGUACAGGCCUCCAGCGAACAACAAUCCGAGAUGCGGACCUUCCUGGGGAUCUUUUCGCGGUUGUAUCCGUGCUGGGUAUGUGCGGAUGAUUUCCGGAAUUGGAUGGCGGAGCCGAGCGGCGCGAAUGAGCCGCGGUUGAAGGGGCGGCAGGAGUUUGGGGAUUGGAUGUGUAGGGCGCAUAAUGAGGUGAAUCGGAAACUGGGCAAGAAGGAGUUUGAUUGUCGGCUUUGGGAGGAGAGGUGGAGGACGGGGUGGAAGGAUGGGAGGUGUGAUUAAUUGGUAUCACUCUUGCGGUUUGGGGGUAUGGAUAGGUGGUGGUUAUUAGGGGGGACUGUAUGAAUAUAUGUUGGAUAGAUAUAGACUUGAGAUCUUGGGGUUGUAUUGGAUGAUGUACUAUAACUGAUCUCUACUCUGCAUUGGCAUCAAGCGUGAACCACAUCAAUACUAUCUCACCUCU